AUGGCACCAUACGAUGCUCUAUAUGAUCGUAAGUGUUGCAUUCUACAGUGUUGGACUGAGUUGAGAAAGAAGAGAAUUAUGGGUUCGAAUAUGGUUAUUGAGACUAAAGAGAAAGUUAGGCUAAUUCAGGAUCAACUUAAGGUAGCUUCUGACAGACAAAAUUCUUAUGCGGAUAUUAAGAGAAAAGAUACUGAGUUUGAUGUGGGAGAUCAAGUUGUUCGUAAGGCAUCUCCAUGGAAGAAAAUCCUUAGAUUUGGAUUUGGAAUUGCCUCUAGAGUUAGAUUGCUACAUGAUGCUUUUCACGUCUCCAUGUUAAGACAUUAUCAGUCUGACCCAUCUAAUAGUGUGUCUAUUGGAGAGAUUGAGGUGAGGACAGAUUUGACUUUUGAGGAUGAGUUGGUUCAGACCUUAGAUUUUGAGGUAAAAGUUCUGCGAAAGAAAGAUAUUCCCUUGGUUAAGGUUUUGUGGCGAAAUCAUGGUACCGAAGAAGCCACUUGGGAACUUGAGGACUCGAUUCGACAAUAA
Gossypium arboreum is the source of this 525-nucleotide messenger RNA. RefSeq lists its product as uncharacterized. The record is from RefSeq and is a predicted model, not a curated record. The coding region runs from base 1 to 525 and encodes 174 amino acids. The transcript is spliced from 2 exons. NCBI's taxonomy places the organism in Eukaryota, Viridiplantae, Streptophyta, Magnoliopsida, Malvales, Malvaceae.